UCAUUGUUCCUGGGUCUGAUUGAUCUCGCUAUCAUCAAUGCUUCCAUUGUGUACAACUGGCGCCGCACCAUGGAUGGCAAACGCAAAGCUACGCACGUCGAGUUCCUGAAGAAGCUUCAUUUGGAGUUGAUCCAGCUGAAGCCUGACGACUGGACCCAAAUGCUGCGCCACCGCGGCAUGCACCCUACACCAUCGAAGCAACGCAAGGCUACAACAACUCAUGUACCCGUACCAACCGACGAGUGGAGGAAGGGCAACACGGACGACACGAGAAAGCGACGCCAGCGUGCCUGCAAGGUGUACUCGGUGCUCAAGCGCGCUGGCGAGGCGAGAGGAGGCGAGACUACGUUCUACUGCGGUGGCGGCAAGCUCAAGACGGCGGCAAAAAACGCUCAUACUGCACGAGUGUUCCUGUGCAACAAAGUCAAGCACACAAGUAAUGGUGAGGCAGUUCCCUGCCUCGAGAUUUGGCACCGACACUGGAAGAACGGUACCGUGAUCCCGCCGUCCAUUACCAAGCGCAAGAUUCGCGCUCGGAAGCCGGCGGCAACAGCGGCGGCCGCAAGUGACGGCGGCAGUAGUGACAGCGAUGCCGCGUCUGAUGGGAGUGCGCGCGCGAUUCAGCAGCACAAGCGUGCUCGACGAAACGCAAUGUAG
This is a messenger RNA of Phytophthora sojae, 657 nucleotides long. RefSeq lists its product as hypothetical. The transcript has a single exon. The annotation marks the transcript as partial. NCBI's taxonomy places the organism in Eukaryota, Oomycota, Peronosporomycetes, Peronosporales, Peronosporaceae. The record is from RefSeq and is a predicted model, not a curated record.